This is a messenger RNA of Necator americanus (New World hookworm), 318 nucleotides long. RefSeq lists its product as uncharacterized. Bases 1 to 318 code for a protein of 105 amino acids. NCBI's taxonomy places the organism in Eukaryota, Metazoa, Nematoda, Chromadorea, Rhabditida, Ancylostomatidae. The transcript is spliced from 2 exons. The record is from RefSeq and is a predicted model, not a curated record.
AUGCGAAAAACAGUAGAUCAGUGUCCUGUCGACAUCGUUCCAGCACCAUCAGGGCGCCUCUUGACCGAUCUCGAGUACGGUGACGAUGCUGUUAUAUUUGCAGCACGAAACCUCAACAUGUCAACUUUGUAUCGAAGCUCACUGCAGCCUAUGGACUACGUCUACGCCCUGAUUAAUGCAGAUAAGACCAGCAGACCACCUUGUACAGCGAGUUCUGGAAAAUUUGUCGAGUUGAAGCUGGGAGAGGCCACCUGGCCAAAAACGGAAGAUAUGGACAGAGGUGGUGAAAGAGGGCCCGUAGAUGCUCGGCGUGGAUAG